This is a messenger RNA of Coregonus clupeaformis (lake whitefish), 1266 nucleotides long. Its product is annotated as tribbles homolog 2. Gene Ontology annotation, biological process: protein phosphorylation; positive regulation of proteasomal ubiquitin-dependent protein catabolic process; regulation of MAP kinase activity. Gene Ontology annotation, molecular function: mitogen-activated protein kinase kinase binding; protein kinase activity; ATP binding. Gene Ontology annotation, cellular component: nucleus. The transcript has 3 exons. NCBI's taxonomy places the organism in Eukaryota, Metazoa, Chordata, Actinopteri, Salmoniformes, Salmonidae. The record is from RefSeq and is a predicted model, not a curated record. The coding region runs from base 105 to 1004 and encodes 299 amino acids.
GUUAGUUUCUGGUUGUUUGUUAUUUUGUCUACCCUGUCCAUUAAUCACGGAAGAUAUUUGGCGUUAUAUAUUUCAUAUAGCCUACUUUUAGAUUAUUUUAUCACAUGGACAUGCAGGUAGUCUCAGGAUCACCUGAGAGCAUCAGUCAGUCACCAGACCCCUCAAACUCUCUGUCGGACAGUAUCUCGAGCGCUCCUUUGGUAUCACGCAGCCAACCGGUAGGUGUCUCCCGCCCUCCCCUUCGGUCCCGCAACGUGGGGAACUACCUGUUGUAUGAUCCGCUGCAGGAGAACGUACUCAGAGCUGCGAAUGCUCACAGCGGAGAGGAGCUGGUGUGCAAGGUGCUUCCUGUCUCUCGGUACCGGGAGGUUCUGUGUUCGUACUACUGCCUGCCCCCCCACCCCAAUAUAAUCGAGAUGCGUGAUGUGGUUGUCGGGGACGCCCAUGCCUACCUGUUCUUCCCACGUUCCUACGGGAACCUGGGGGUGAUGCUCCAGGCCCAGUGCCGGCGGCUACCAGAGGACACAGCCAGAUACCUGUUCCGCCAGCUGGUGUCGGCUGUGGCACAUUGCCAUGACAAUGGACUAGUGCUCAGAGACCUCAAGCUGAACAAAUUUGUCUUCAAGAACAAGGAGAGGACCCUGUUGAUGCUGGAAAGCUUGGAUGAUGCAGUCAUAAUGCAGGAAGGAAACCUCUCCCCGAAUUGCAGCCCAGGACAUGGGGAUGUCUCUGGCAGUUUGUGGGUCUGUGCUCCGGCUACAGAUGUCUGGUAUCUGGGAGUGAUGCUCCACGUGUUGCUAUUGGGCUGCUACCCUGUUGGGGCUGGACUAACCCAAGAGGGGGCUGUACUAACCUCGCAGGCUCGCUGUCUGAUACGCUCAGCCCUGCAUUCUAACCCCACCCUCCGCCUCUCUGCCUCCGAGCUUCUCACACACCCCUGGCUGUCCACACAUGCACAGGCAUACACACAGGCACACACACCAGAUCAGACUGUACCCACCUGACACACACACGCACACACGCACACAUACAGACACACACACACACCAUGUAUAGAAUUUUGUUCUUAAUUUUCUUUUAUGCUAUUUUUACUAACACUAUUAUAUAUUGUUGAUUAACUUUAACCCUAUAGUUGAAUCAAAGAGUUUGGAAUAUACUGGUUAAAGGCACUUAGUCAUUGGCUCUUGAUAUGAACAUCAACUCACAGUAGCCUACAGCUCUUGAGUUUCCGUGUACCAUUUUAAUCAUUCCUAUCCAUUUGUUGCA